AAUUAAACAAUAAUAAUAAUAAGAAUAAUAAUAAUAGCAUUAUUUUUCUUAUUAUUUCUAAAAUAGCUAUUAUUUUUUUUGCUUUUGUUAAACAAUUCGAAAAAUGUUUUAUUUUUUAAAUUAAAUAAAAUUCAAAAAAAAAAAUUUUAAAAAAAUAAUAUUAUUUUUAUUUAUGUAUAAAUAAAAAAAUAAUUAUUAAUACAGUGCUAUAUAUAAAUUUUAUUUAUAUUUAUAAUAAUAAAAAUAAUAAAUAAUAAUAAUAAUAAUAAUAAACAUAUUAUUUUUUAUUUAAAAUAAUAAUAGUUUUUAGUUUUAUUUUUAUUAUUAUUUUUAAUUUUAUUUUUUUAAUAAAAAAUGGCAACAAUUGCAAAAGCAAGAGAAAAUAAUAUUUUUAAUAAUAAUAACAAUAAUAAUAUAGAUGAUAAUAAUAUAGAAAAUAAUCCAGAUAGUAGUUCAAAAAUAGAUAUAGAAAACAAAACUAUAAAGAAUAAUAAACAAAAUAAUAUGAAUUAUAAUAAUAGCGAUAGUAAUAGUUUAAAUAAAAUUACAAUUUUUGAUAUACCCAUCGAAAUUUUGUUUCACAUUUUUACAAUCGAAAAUAAUGUAAACUAUUAUAACAUAAGCUCACCAAUUCAAAUAAAUUGUAGGAAUAUAAAUCAUAAUAAUAAUGAUUUAUCUAUAAAUUAUAAUAGCUAUAAUAAAAAACAAGUAAUUAAAAUGAUAAUAAAUUUCUCAAUGACAUGCAAAUAUUUUGAAAAUAUAUUUCAAGAUGAUAGAUUUUGGUUCAAAUCUUAUAAAGAUUAUUUUUCAAACUAUUCACUAAUAGAUAUUGAUAGGAAAUGUUUAUCGAGUUCAAAUUAUACACCAAUUUCACUAUCAUCAUCAACAACCCCGACUAAUAUCUCACCAGCAUUAUUACCCUCAUCCUCUUCCUCUUCAAUAGAAAAACCAAUUACAAAUAAUAAUGAUAAUCAUAUUAUUAUCAAAAAUCACCACCAACAACAUGAUGACAAAAUAAAAUUUAAUGAAGGAUUCAAUAAAUCCAUAAGCAUAGAUGACAAUGAUAACGAAAAUAAUAUUAAUAGUAAUUAUAAAACUAAUGAUAAUAGCAAUAGUAUAAACAAAGAAGGUUUAGAAGAAAUUUUAAAUAUUAAUUAUAGAGUCAACUUAUCAUGGAAAAAUAGAUUUAUUAAAAGAAAUCACCCAUGGAAUCUACACAAUUUAUCAUUAAAAAAAGAAAUUCAACAAAAUAAAGGAAUAACAUCAUUAGAAGUUGAUAAUAACUAUUUAUUUAGCGGGUCCCACGAUACCAAUAUAAACCUAUAUAGCCUAGAUGAUUUAAAGAGUAAACAAGUAUUCAAGGGACACGAAUCAACUAUAUGGGCAUUAAAAUCAGAUGGAAAAAGACUAUAUAGUGGUUCAAAUGACCAUACCAUUAGGAUAUGGGACUUAAAGAGUAAUCAAUGUAAAUCAAUAAUCAGGGAUAGAACAAAAAUUUUCUCCAUAGCGAUAAAAGAUAAACUUAUAGUUAGUUCAAGCGAUAAUAAUAUUAAAGUAUGGAAUAGAAAAUCUCAACAGUUAGUAACUACACUAAGGGGUCACAAUGGAGGUAUCAACACCAUCGAGCUCAAAGAUCAAAAUUUAUAUAGCGGUUCUUCCGAUGGAUCGGUAGGUGUUUGGGAUUUAAAUCAAAUGAAAAUCGUCACAAAUAGAAUUGAUCCCGUUGACAAGAUUCUUUCUUUGAAACUAGUUAAUACAAAUACUCUUGUUACAGGUUCACAGAAUUGCCAAAUCAAGUUUUGGGACCUGCGUCAAUCCCAUCGUGACUCUCCAAUUGUUUCUUUAUUAAAUGCGCAUAAAUGGGAGGUUUGGCAAUUAGAAAUGUGUGGCGGAUACUUAUUUAGCGGUAGCUUUGACCAUACAAUCAAAGUUUGGAGUUUAAAUAAUUUUCAAAAUUUAAAAACUAUUUCAAGCCACCGUAGUUACAUCCACGCUUUAACCUCUUCAUCAUUUAAUUUAUUCAGUGGUUCUGCAGAUAAAUUUAUUAAAAUUUGGAAAUCUGACGAUAUAAUAUAAACCAAUAAAUCAAAUUAAAAUAAUAGUGUACAAAAAAUAAUAUAAUAAAAAUAAUAAAAUAAUAUAAUAUAUUAAGUUUAAUAAAU
This is a messenger RNA of Dictyostelium purpureum, 2162 nucleotides long. RefSeq lists its product as uncharacterized. Gene Ontology annotation, molecular function: protein binding. NCBI's taxonomy places the organism in Eukaryota, Evosea, Eumycetozoa, Dictyosteliales, Dictyosteliaceae. The transcript has 2 exons. Bases 355 to 2076 code for a protein of 573 amino acids. The record is from RefSeq and is a predicted model, not a curated record.